This is a messenger RNA of Galeopterus variegatus (Sunda flying lemur), 3645 nucleotides long. RefSeq names its product frizzled class receptor 6 (gene FZD6). Gene Ontology annotation, cellular component: plasma membrane. The transcript is spliced from 6 exons. Gene Ontology annotation, molecular function: Wnt-protein binding; Wnt receptor activity. The record is from RefSeq and is a predicted model, not a curated record. The coding region runs from base 167 to 2296 and encodes 709 amino acids. Lineage: Eukaryota; Metazoa; Chordata; Mammalia; Dermoptera; Cynocephalidae. Gene Ontology annotation, biological process: non-canonical Wnt signaling pathway; canonical Wnt signaling pathway.
AGUAAUUGACCCAGAACUCAUUUUCAGGAAAACAGCUUCCUUUGAAAUGGUAAAAUAAUGAAGUGAGGAAUGUGAACAUUUUAUCUUUGGAUUGGAGUCUUCUGCAGAUGAAAAGAGCGAUUAACCCAAGCCAUGCGGUAAAAUCAGGAAUUUGAAGAAAACAGAAAUGUUUACAUUUUUCUUGCCGUGUAUUUUUCUACCCCUCAUAAGAGGGCACAGUCUCUUCACCUGCGAACCAAUUACUGUUCCCAGAUGUAUGAAAAUGGCCUACAACAUGACAUUUUUCCCUAAUCUGAUGGGUCAUUAUGACCAGGAUAUUGCUGCUUUGGAAAUUGAGCAUUUUCUUCCUCUUGCAAAUCUGGAAUGUUCACCAAAUGUUGAAACUUUUCUUUGCAAAGCUUUUGUACCAACCUGCACAGAGCAAAUUCAUGUAGUUCCACCUUGUCGUAAAUUUUGUGAGAAAGUAUAUUCUGAUUGCAAAAAAUUAAUUGACACUUUUGGGAUCCGAUGGCCUGAGGAACUUGAAUGUGACAGAUUACAAUACUGUGAUGAGACUGUUCCUGUAACUUUUGAUCCACACACUGAGUUUGUUGGUCCUCAGAAGAAAACAGAACAAGUCCAAAGAGAUAUUGGAUUUUGGUGUCCAAGGCAUCUUAAGACUUCUGGGGGACAAGGCUAUAAGUUUCUGGGAAUUGAACAGUGUGCACCUCCAUGCCCCAACAUGUAUUUUAAAAGUGAUGAGCUAGAGUUUGCAAAAAGUUUUAUUGGAAUAGUUUCAAUAUUUUGUCUUUGUGCAACUCUGUUCACAUUUCUUACUUUUUUAAUUGAUGUUAAAAGAUUCAGAUACCCAGAGAGACCAAUUAUAUAUUACUCUGUCUGUUAUAGCAUUGUAUCCCUUAUGUACUUUAUCGGAUUUUUGCUAGGUAAUCGCACAGCCUGCAAUAAAGCAGAUGAGAAGCUAGAACUUGGUGACACAGUUGUUCUAGGCUCUCAAAAUAAGGCUUGCACCAUUUUGUUUAUGUUUUUGUAUUUUUUCACAAUGGCCGGCACUGUGUGGUGGGUGAUUCUUACCAUUACUUGGUUCUUAGCUGCAGGAAGAAAAUGGAGUUGUGAGGCCAUUGAACAAAAAGCAGUGUGGUUUCAUGCUGUCGCAUGGGGAAUUCCAGGUUUUCUGACUGUUAUGCUUCUUGCCAUGAACAAAGUUGAAGGAGACAAUAUUAGCGGAGUUUGCUUUGUUGGCCUUUAUGACCUGGAUGCUUCUCGCUACUUUGUGCUCUUGCCACUGUGCCUUUGUGUGUUUGUUGGGCUAUCUCUUCUUUUAGCUGGCAUUAUUUCCUUAAAUCAUGUUCGACAAGUUAUACAACAUGAUGGCCGGAACCAAGAGAAACUAAAGAAAUUCAUGAUUCGAAUUGGAGUCUUCAGUGGCCUAUAUCUUGUGCCAUUGGUGACACUUCUUGGAUGUUACGUCUAUGAGCAAGUCAACAGGAUUACUUGGGAGAUAACUUGGGUCUCUGAUCAUUGUCAUCAGUACCAUAUCCCAUGUCCUUAUCAGGCAAAAACCAAAGCUCGACCAGAAUUGGCUUUAUUUAUGAUAAAAUACCUGAUGACAUUAAUUGUUGGCAUCUCUGCUGUCUUCUGGGUUGGAAGCAAAAAGACAUGCACAGAAUGGGCUGGAUUUUUUAAACGAAAUCGCACAAGAGAUCCAAUCAGUGAAAGUCGAAGAGUACUGCAGGAGUCAUGCGAGUUUUUCUUAAAGCACAAUUCUAAAGUUAAACACAAAAAGAAGCACUACAAACCAAGUUCACAUAAGCUGAAGGUCAUUUCCAAAUCCAUGGGAACCAGCACAGGAGCCACAGCAAAUCAUGGCACUUCUGCAGUAGCAAUCACUAACCAUGAUUACUUAGGACAAGAAACUCUGACAGAAGUCCAAACCUCGCCAGAAACAUCAGUGAGAGAGGUGAGAACAGACGGAGCAAGCACCCCCAGAUUAAGAGAACAGGACUGUGGUGAACCUGCCUCCCCCACAGCGUCCACCUCCAAACUCUCUGGGGAACAGGCUGACAGGAAAGGCCAGGCAGGAGGUGUGAACGAGAGCGGCGUAUCUGAAAGUGUGCAGAGCGAAGGAAGGAUAAGUCCAAAGAGUGAUAUUACUGAAACUGGCCCAGUGCAGAACAACAAUUUGCAGGUCCCCAGUUCUUCAGAGCCAAGCAGCCUCAAAGGUUCCACAUCUCUGCUUGUUCACUCAGUUUCAGGAGUUAGAAAAGAACAGGGCGCUGGCAGUCAUUCAUAUACUUGAAAAACAUUUUAUCCUGUUACUCAGAAGUGAAUUCAUGUUACACUGGAGGUGAACAACCAAUGCACUGUCUUGUAAGAAUCACUGUUAUGUUCUUUUUUUGCACUUAAGGCUGCAUUGUCUACUGUUAAUACUGGAGAAAAUAGAUUUCAAGAAUAAUACUAUUCAUUUCACUCAAAGAUUAAUGACAACAAUAUACCUGAAAAACAGAACCGUGUGGGUUAAUAAUAUUUUUAAAAUUGUGUGGGAGGAGAGAGAGGAAUCUUCUUUAUUUAUGAAGAUUCUGCUCUCAUUAAAAGCAUUUUAAGAUGUACUAUGCUAUUUCACUUUUUUGAUAUAAAAUCAAGAUUUUUCUUUGCUGAAGUAUUUAAAACUUAUCCUUGCAUCUUUUUAUAUAUACAUUUGAAAAUAAGCUUAUAUAUAUUUGAAUUUUUUUGGAAAUCUUGGAAAAUCUACUCAAAUGUUUUUAUUAUAUUAUUCUUUUAUUUUAGCACUACUUUUGUAGCUUUCACACUGAAUUUCUAAGAAAAGUGGAAAAUAGUAUUCUUUUAUAGUAUAAAAGUAGUUGAUACAUUGAUACACCAAAAGGUUUAUUAUGGGAAUUCAACUUUAAAAAACCACUUACUUCUACCUUACCAUCUAAAAUGUGUGAAUUUUAUAAAGUCUCAUUGUUUUAGGAAUUUCACAGAUCUGUUAUGCAAGUGAAAUGAGGUGCUUACUGGAAGAGUAUCCAAUGUUGAUUGAAUAAUGCUGCUCACUGUUCCUUCUGCAUUUUUAAAAUAAAAUGUCCUGAAGGAUUAGUAGUUGAAAUGUUAGUCUUUUUAUCAGUUAAGCAAAGUGCAAUUGAUUUCCUUUUUUUUAUGUUUUAUGACCACCCAAGAUUGUAUUAUUACCAUUUAUAAUUGCUUCUAUUUUUUUGUUUUUUAACAUUUAAAAUACAAAAAACAGUUUAUAUUGUGUAAUAUCUUUCUCAGAUAUUACAUAGAAUUCAUUUCUGUAGCAAAGUAGGAUUUCGUUGAACAUUCAAAAGUGUGUUAGCAAUAUUAGUGCCAAUCAAAUGGAAAAAAAUGUAGUCCUAAUAAACAAAAUGUAUUUUUUACAACAUACUUUAAAUAUUAAGGAAUUUUCUUAAUUUUGUUUUCCGUUAAGUAUUAUUGCUUGAGUAAGGUUUUCUGAUGCUUUUGGCUUUCUCUCUAUUUAGCGUUCUGUUACAGCAUAAAAAGAAAAUUAUCAUGUACUGUAUGAAAAAGGGUGUAAAUACUAACUUUUCCACUUUUUUAAACAGAUAACUUUGUGUACAAAGACUUUGUUUUAUGUAAUCUUUUCAUUAAUAAAAUGUUCUUUGUAUAAGA